AUGGAGAAAUGGGACAUCCCCCAGUUCAAGUAUAAGUCAUUGCCGAGGAACGCCAUUCGUGAUGAAUGGGUGAAAUAUAAGCGAAAUUUUGGUUAUAUUAUAUCGGCUACGAAUGAAACAGACAAAAUGCGCAUGCGGAAUAUUUUGCUGGCAAAGGGUGGCCCAGAGCUCCAAGAGGUAUUUGCGUCCAGACCAGGUGCUGAUGUGACUGAGGAUACCGAGAAAACAAUCGAUCCAUACGCAGUCCCCAUAGAAAAAUUGGAUGCGUACUUCUCACCAAAACAACAUGAUGCGUUCGAACGAAAUAGGUUCUGGCUUCUGAAGCCGAAUCCGGAGGAAACGCUGGAGAAAUUCAUGCUCCGCUGGCAGGACCAAGCAAAUAAAUGCAAUUUCGGGAAAUCAGCCGAAGAAAGCAGAUCAAUCAGCGUGAUCGACAAAGUGAUUCUUUUCGCACCAAGUGAGCUUAAGGAACAAUUACUCCAACGUGAUUCAUUGUGUCUUGAUGAAGUUACCAAAAUUGUAACCACAUAUGAAUCCGUAAAACAGCAGCAUACGGAAAUAUCAACAGGAUUCAGCAAUCAAAUGCAAAAGAAUGCACGCGAUGUGGUCGUAAAGGAUAUUUUGGUACUGACGUUUCCUGCCCUGCCAAAGGAAAAGAGUCGGAAAUAUGAUGGACCGUUUCGUAGUGGCAAACGCUUCCAAACUGAUCGUAUCAACAAAGUCGAGGUUCACAGAGGUGAUGACCACAAAGAAGGCGUAUGUUCGGACAAUAAUUUCAUUUUCCGUAUCAGUGACGGUGACGAACUACUCUGGUUGAAAGUAGGAGAUGUGCUGCUGCAAGUUUUAGUUGACUCUGGAUGCAAAAAAAACAUAAUCGAUGAGAAAACGUGGAAAUACCUUAAGGCUAACUGCGCUAUAGUUUGGAAUCAACAAAAGAAGUAUGACGAGGUUUUCUUACCAUACGGCGAUCAAGCGAAGCCGUUAAUGGUACUAGGCAAGUUUGAAACAUUAGUACAUAUUGAAGACGCGGGUCGUACUUACGAGAAGGACGCCACAUUCUACGUAGUAAAAGGUGGACAGCAAUGUUUACUAGAUCGGACAACUGCCACACAUCUAGGAGUGUUGUUUGUGGGGUUACCAAGUACUUAUGGAGUAGCAAUGCUAGAAACCAGCACUAAACACCCGUUUCCCAAGAUCAAAGGAGUCAAGGUUUGUAUUCCCAUCGAUCUCUCGAUCCCACCGAUCUACCAACAUCCCCGAAGACCACCAAUUGCGCUUACGUCCAGAAUAGAGGAGAAGUUGAAUGCAUUACUGGCGAAUAACAUCAUUGAGCCUGUUGAAGGAGGAUGCCAAUGGGUGUCCCCGUUAGUUACUGUAGUGAAAGACAAUGGGGAUUUACGUUUGUCCGUGGAUAUGCGUAGGGCAAACGCUGCCAUUCUAAGAAAGAGGCAUUUGAUGCCUACGAUCGAGGAUUUCCUUUCUAGAUUUACCGGUGCAAAGUUUUUUAGCAGGCUAGACAUACAAGAGGCUUUUCAUAAAGUUGAAUUGGAAGAAGCCAGUCGAUACAUAACUACGUUUAUCACGCACAUGGGUUUAUUUCGAUACAAGCUCAUGUACGGAAUAGUCAUAGCACCGGAUACAGCGUAUUCUUGA
Messenger RNA from Topomyia yanbarensis, 1653 nucleotides. RefSeq lists its product as uncharacterized. Bases 1 to 1653 code for a protein of 550 amino acids. The transcript is spliced from 3 exons. The record is from RefSeq and is a predicted model, not a curated record. Lineage: Eukaryota; Metazoa; Arthropoda; Insecta; Diptera; Culicidae.